Molecule: messenger RNA, 2152 nt
Organism: Cicer arietinum (chickpea)
Lineage: Eukaryota; Viridiplantae; Streptophyta; Magnoliopsida; Fabales; Fabaceae
Source: RefSeq, a predicted model, not a curated record
ACAGAGGUUCUUACAGUUGCAGAGUGUACGUUCACUGUGAAAAUAGGAAAUUUUAUAGAGAGAGAGAGAGAGGGAGAGAGAGAGAGAGAGAGAGAGAGAGAGAGAGAGAGAGAGAGAGAGAGAGAGAGAGAGAGAGAGAGAGAGAGAGAGAGAGAGGCAUAGCCACCACCAACAACAGCUUCAUCACUGCUCCUUUAACUUCCCCUAUUCAAAUUAUCCGCGUUGUCUAAUUAUUUAGAGAGAGAAACAGAAUAAGAGAGAGAGAGAGAUUCCAGAUGCUUUGGCAAUGGGGAAAAUUGAAGAGCAAUAUGUGCAGCAAGAAGAACAGAGGGAGAACCACGGUGAUUGUGCUCGGUGUUCGGUGGUUCUGAGAGCUUUCAGUUUCAAGUGUCUGUUCAUUCUCUUUCUCAGUUUAUCGGCUUUCCUUUCUGGAAUCUUCUGGAUUCUUCCUAAACACACAGUUCAAUUAAGCUUCGAUGAAAAAGAUGAAAUUAAGAAUAGUGCUACUGUUCAGGCAUCCUUCAGGCUGGAAAAACCAGUUUCACAGCUUAUUCCCUACAUUGAAGGAUUAGAAGAUGAUAUCUUUGGUGAAAUUGGUCUGCCAAAUACAAAGGUGGCUAUCCUAUCCAUGCACCAAAGUGUUGCACCUAAUUGGUCUGACGUGGUAUUAGGUGUUCUCUCUGAUCCAAUGAACGUUCCAAUAAAUCCAGUGUUCUUGAGUGUGCUGAGGUCAUCAUUAAUUGAACUGUUUCUCCAGCAAUCCAACCUGACUUUCACCACAUCAGUAAUUGGAAACACAUCUAUGUUUGAGAUCUUGAAGUUUCCUGGUGGGUUAAGUGUAAUACCAGUGCAGUCUGCAUCUAUUUGGCAGAUACCCAAGAUUCUGUUUAAGUUUACUCUUAAUAAUUCAAUAUCUGAAGUACUUGAUAAGUUUGAUGACUUUGAGAAAGAAUUGAAGUUUGGAUUGCAGCUGAUGUCUGACGAGAAUGUGUAUGUGCAAAUUACAAAUGCACACGGCUCAACGGUAGCUUCUCCUGUGGUAGUGCAGGCUUCAGUCAUGCAAGGGUUUGGGAGCCUUUUGCCCCAAAGAUUGAAACAAAUAGCUCAAACAAUAAGAGGUUCUUCCAGAAAAAAUCUUGGCCUUAAUAACGUAGUUUUUGGCAAAGUCAAAGAAAUCAGGUUAUCUUCUUUUCUAAAGGAUACACUACAUGCUUAUCCACCUGCUCCCGCUCCUGCUCCAUCCGCGCAGUUAAUUGAUCACUCUGAGCCAUUAAUACCACCAUUUCAUGCUCCCUCUUAUUCUCCAAUAUCCCCUGCAACUGCUGAGAAACCUCCUUGUUUUGACUGUAAAGUAUCCUCAUCUUCACCUUCCAUUGUGACUGAGCAUCCUCCAGAUCCCUGUUCAUAUGGUUGCUUCAAAUAUCAAUCUAACCGUUCACCAAAAUCUUAUUCUAAACCAUCCUCCCCCCCAGCUUAUUCUCCUGCUGCUUCCCCUACCUCACAUUCUGCUAGCCAAUCAACUGGGCUUGCUCCUGAUCUGUCACGUGCAGCCAAGGUUUCCCAUGGAAUCAAGCUUCUCCAAGAUGAGGAGAUAUCUAAAAAGUUGGUAUCUCACUUACUGAGUCCGCCCUCUCCAUCUUCAGCAGGUGGUGAUUUUCAUAGGGAAAUCUUGCUAAUGGGCAUCUGUAUGCUAUUAAUUUCUUUUGUUUUUCUCAAUGAUUUGACAUUCCUAUGAUACGGAUAUGUUACCUAAUGAAGGAUCCGCAAGCCAUGCAAGGACUACAGCUUAAUGAUGCUUCAAAAGUUUUGUGCAGACAAAGGAAGAAACUUCCGACAAAUUUUAAUACGUCUCUAUACUUCAAUUCAGGCAUGCAACCACAUUGUAAAGCUUCGGUGGGUUAAGCCAGAAAGUUGGCAGGCUUCUCAUCUAGUAUUAUAACAUCCUGUAUGAACGUGAAAUUGAUCCCAAAGGGGUCAACUAACAAACAGCAUGAUCCGAUGCAAAAUUGACUUUAGAUGUCAAAAGAACCCUUCCUUGUAUACGAUCAAAUGUAUAAUAUGCAAAGAAUUAAUGGGUUCUUUGAGCAUCUGAAUCUGUAAAACAUCUGCAGUAAUAUCCAUAAAAGAGCUUAGUUAGUCAGACUAUGUAUAA